This is a messenger RNA of Hirundo rustica (Barn swallow), 1714 nucleotides long. Its product is annotated as transmembrane protein 132B-like. The record is from RefSeq and is a predicted model, not a curated record. The transcript has 7 exons. Bases 44 to 1714 code for a protein of 556 amino acids. NCBI's taxonomy places the organism in Eukaryota, Metazoa, Chordata, Aves, Passeriformes, Hirundinidae.
CCCCCGCCCCGCUCAGCCGCCCCUCUCCAAAUAAAUCAGCACCAUGACUACUUCUGGGCAUGGAACAAAGAGGAUGCUCUCCCGGGGCCCCGCGCUGCUCCUGGCGCCGCUGCUGCUCCUGUGCCGAGUGGUGGAGAGCCGAGGAGGGAUCAUGGACAGCAUCCAGAGAUUCUCAAACCUGCCAACCUAUCUCCCUGCGAGCCCUCACAUCUCCAACGCUGAUAUUUUCUUCUUCCUCAAAGAAGCCAACCAGGAUAUCAUGAGGAACUCCAGUUUGCAGUCCAGGGUGGAUUCAUUCUUUAUAUACAAAGCCAAACAGCCACCUGUCCUAAAUGCCACGUACGGACCCUUUUCUGUUGAGCAACCCGUUCCCUUGGACCUCAUGCUGACUUCUGCAUCUUUUGGUUUCACAAAUAAAUUCACUUUUAAUUGGAAAUUAAAAUCCCACAUAAUCAACAGCUCAAUCUAUUCCAACAAGCCUAAAAUACAAACCUUGUUCUAUAUUGCGGGGAAGGACUGGGACGACUACGACUCGGAGGAGAUGCUGCCUUGCGUGAAGAUGUUUGCUUUCCUGGAGUCUAGGGAAGUGGUGGCCAGCUGCAGGUUGACAGGCCACCUAGGAUUAUGUGUCGUGGAGCUGGAAUUGUCUCCCAGCUGGUUCAGCUCCCCUCCACCCCUGGUUUCAGAGGAAACUGCCUCCCUGGAAGGGAUUACUGUGGAGCUCUUCUAUAAGAUUUAUACGGCGGAUGGGGAAUGUUCUCCAGAGGAUGUGAAAUGGGAGAACAAUAUCCACACAGGUGAAGAGAACGACCACCAGGCUUUAUCAGCUAUGGAGAGGAUUGGUAGCAUCGUUGUUUACCCAAAUCAAGACAAAUUAAAGCAGUCCUCGCUGAGGGUGGAUGAAAAUAUCAUUAUUAACUUACCACUCAGCCCGGUCAGAGAGGGUGACAUUGUGACCUUCCACGUUUUCCUGGCUGAUUACUCGCUAGCAGACCAGUUUGUAUUAAGGAUCAGGACGGCCCCAGGAGUGAAGAUCUCGGACAUCAGGGUCAGUGAUGCAGACCAGUGGGGCGUGCAGGAGGAGACAGACAGCGCCAGGACCACGGCCACGCUCACCUGCGUGCACAACGACCCCGGCGCCGAGGACAGAGCAAACAUGACCUCCUACGAGAUCCUGCAGAUGGAUUUUGAGAUCGACAACGCCAGCAGCCUGGCAGGGGCCCAGCAGAUCACCUGGCAGGUGGAAUACCCACGGGACGACUCCGUCAGCGAGCUCGUGGUCUCCGAGAUCUUCGUCAGCCGCACCAUGUUUGUGGGAAUUGUUCCUCUUGCCAUGGACACGGAGAUCCUCAACACAGCCAUCCUCACGGGCAGAACGGUGUCUGUGCCAGUCAAGGUGGUGGCCGUGCAGGAGGACGGCUCCGUGGUCGACGUCUCGGACUCCGCCGAGUGCAGAUCCGCCGACGAAGACGUCGUGAAGGUUUCUGACAGCUGUGACUCCAUCUUCGUUAAUGGCAAGGAAAUGAAGAGCAAAGUGGAGACUAUUGUUAACUUCACUUACCAGCAUUUUACCACCCAGCUGGAAGUGACAGUCUGGGUCCCCAGGCUCCCUCUGCAGAUUGAGAUCUCCGACACGGAGCUCAGCCAGAUCAAAGGCUGGAGGAUUCCCGUCACCUCCAACAAAAGCUUUACAGUCUGCCUCAGCCUUCAUUGA